Molecule: messenger RNA, 1104 nt
Organism: Iphiclides podalirius (scarce swallowtail)
Lineage: Eukaryota; Metazoa; Arthropoda; Insecta; Lepidoptera; Papilionidae
Source: the annotation of a GenBank genome assembly
AUGGAAGGUACAGAACUGGGUGGCGACCAGCAAUUCUGUUUGAGAUGGAACAAUUUUCAAGCGAACAUAACUUCUCAAUUCGAAGCACUACGCGAUGAUGAGGACUUCGUGGACGUCACCCUGGCAUGUGAAGGACACAGGCUGGAGGCCCACAAAGUGGUUCUUUCUGCGUGUAGUCCCUAUUUCAAGGAAUUAUUUAAAAACAAUCCAUGCCCCCAUCCAAUAAUAUUUAUGCGGGACUGCGAGGUGUCGCACGUGCGCGCGCUACUGCAGUUCAUGUACGCUGGACAGGUGAAUAUUGCGCAGGCGCAGCUUAGCGCGUUCCUGCGAACCGCGGACGCGUUGCAGAUCCGCGGCCUCACUGAUUGCUCACAACACAACGACAAAAAAGCCAAUCGAAAAUCUCCCCCUUCCCAAUUGCGUAAUUUGCUCAGCGCCAAGCCGUCACAUUCUACCUCCUCCUCCAAAGCCGCAAACCAAAACGUCGAAUCGACUUCAGCCGAUGACCACGAGAAGAGCGCAAGUCGUCAUUCUGCGAGAAAUUCUCCCGAUGUUGCCAGAAAUAAUCUCAAUGAAGAAGCUCCCUUUCAAACUUCUAGUCAAAUGAGGCCUAAUAAUAAUGACUAUAGCGAAUCCUGCACCUAUCCUACGUUAAGGGUGAAAACUGAUCUCGAAGCACCAGAGGUGAACAAUGAUGAAAAUGAUAUUUUAAUGGACUCCGGCGAUCCGGACAGAUUGGAGAAAUGCGGUCAAGAUUUUAGCGCAUCGGAUCUGCUAGAACCGAAAAUGGAAGUAAUGGAACAGGAAGCUAGCGACGAGGAACGGUCUAGCUUCCAACAAGUUUACUACAACGAAAACAAUGCGCUAGCCAAUCCCUUUGCGACGCUUCAAGGUAACGUGGAUCUCAUGGGCGGACUGAACACGGAGCUGCGGGACGAAAACACGGAAGAGAGCGCGCGCGAUUCCGUUCAAGUCAGGUGGCUAGGCGCGCGGGUGUCGGGUGACGACCGCGCGGGCGACCGUCCGCCCCCAAGCCAGCGACCCACCGCCUCCAAUGCUAACAGAACCGCCGCGCCUGCACCACCGCGACAACUACCGACCUAU